Brassica napus (rape) is the source of this 2243-nucleotide messenger RNA. RefSeq names its product protein LYK5-like. The record is from RefSeq and is a predicted model, not a curated record. The transcript has a single exon. Gene Ontology annotation, molecular function: protein kinase activity; ATP binding. The coding region runs from base 76 to 2073 and encodes 665 amino acids. NCBI's taxonomy places the organism in Eukaryota, Viridiplantae, Streptophyta, Magnoliopsida, Brassicales, Brassicaceae. Gene Ontology annotation, biological process: protein phosphorylation.
AUUCUCCUCCUCUCUGUUUAAAUCAGGAGAGAUUACCUCAAAAGCCAAACACUUCCUUCAAACAAACACCACCACAUGGCUGCGCGUACACUCCACGCGCUAUCCACCUCCCCUUUAUUUCUCCUCCUUCUUUUCUUCGCCGCGUCUUCACCGACCAAAGCUCAGCAACCGUACGUCAACAACCACCAGCUAGACUGUGAGAAUCGUGACUUCGACAACAUAACCAACGGCUUCACCUGUAACGGCCCACGCUCAUGCCGCUCCUACCUCACUUUCUGGUCUCUCCCACCGUACAACACUCCCAACUCCAUCGCCACACUCCUCAACGCCUCCGCCGCCGAGAUCCAGACCCUCAACAACCUCACCUCCCUAACCACCGUAAUCCCCACCCGUCGACUCGUCGUCAUCCCGACCACCUGCUCCUGCUCCGGCGGCGGUGGCUUUUACCAGCACAACGCCACUUACAGACUCUCCGGCGAAAGACAGGAGACUUACUUCUCCAUAGCCAACGACACCUACCAAGCUCUCUCCACGUGUCAAGCCAUGAUGUCGCAGAACCCUUACGGCGAGAGGAACCUAACCGCCGGGCUAAACCUCCUCGUCCCUCUCCGCUGCGCUUGCCCCACCGCGAACCAAACCGCCGCGGGGUUCAGAUACCUUCUUACCUACUUGGUCGCGCAGGGAGACAGCGUCUCCGCCAUCGCCGAGAUGUUCAGAAGCUCAACACCCGCCGUGAGCUCCGGCAACGAGCUCACGUCCGACAACAUCUACUUCUUCACUCCGCUUCUCGUUCCUCUCAGGACGGAACCUACAAGAAUCGUGAUUACUCCGCCGUCGCCGACGCCGCCGGUUGCUACUCCGCCGCAGUCGCCGCCGGUGGAUCCUCCGGGGGGGUCUUCUUCUUCACACAAAUGGAUUUACAUCGGAGUUGGAAUCGGAGCCGGUUUGCUCCUCUUGAUCUCAAUCUUAUCUCUCUACUUCUGUUACUACAAACGAAGAUCCAAAACGUCGUCGUUGAUAGAACAGAACAAGCUUACGGACUCCUCGACCAAACAGUCUCUUCCGACAACGUCAACAAACCAAUGGUCGAUCGCCUUAUCAAACUCCUCAGACACCACGUCUGGUCUCAAAUCAGCUAUAGAGUCGUUAACUCUCUACAGAUUCAGCGAUCUUCAGUCAGCGACUUCGAACUUCAGCGAGGAGAACAAGAUCAAAGGCUCGGUGUAUAAGGCAACGAUCAACGGAGACGACGCGGCUGUGAAGGUGAUCAAAGGAGACGUGUCUUCCUCAGAGAUCAGCCUCUUGAAGAAGCUGAACCAUUCCAACAUCAUCCGUCUCUCUGGCUUCUGCAUCCGCGAAGGAGCCUCGUACCUUGUCUACGAGUACUCGGAGAACGGUUCGGUUAGCGAUUGGCUUCACUCGUCUAACAAGAAGAAGAGUCUGACAUGGAGACAGCGAGUUGAGAUCUGUCGGGACAUAGCUGAGGCGUUGGACUACUUGCACAACUACGUGACGCCGCCUCAUAUCCACAAGAACUUGGAAUCCAACAACGUGCUUCUUGAUUCCAACUUCAAAGCCAAGAUUUCGAAUUUCGGCGUAGCGAGGAUUCUUGACGAAGGUGAUCUCGAUCUUCAGUUGACCAGACAUGUUGAAGGAACACAAGGCUACUUAGCUCCGGAGUAUGUAGAAAACGGAGUCAUAACUCCGAAGCUAGACGUGUUUGCUUUCGGAGUUGUGGUUCUUGAGCUUCUUUCGGGGAAAGAAGCGGUGACGACGGUGGAUAAGGAGGAGAAGGAAGAGAUGUUGUUGUGUAGAGAGAUAAACAAUGUGCUUGGAGGAGAGAAUGUGAGAGAGAAGCUGAAGGAGUUUAUGGAUUCAUCUCUAGGAGAUGAGUAUCCUUUGGAGCUGGCUUUCACCAUGGCACAGCUUGCUAAGAGCUGUGUGGCACCUGAUAUUAACUCGCGACCGUCUAUUGCUCAGGUUCUAACCACGCUCUUGAUGAUUGUCUCGUCCUCCAUUGAUUGGGAGCCUUCUCAUGACCUUCUUCAUGAUUCGGGAUCUCUUGGCAACUAGUUAUUCUAUUUUUUUUUUGUUUUGUUUGUCAAUAAUUGAGUAUUUAGAUUUUAGAUUUUGUGUAAUAUAUAAGAUAAGGACCAUAUGGGUAUAAAAUCUACUGUAACUGAGCAAAAUAAGUACCACAGUGUUCAACAAAAGCAAUGAGAAGAUUUGAAUGUUUUUCACAA